Molecule: messenger RNA, 4116 nt
Organism: Fukomys damarensis (Damara mole-rat)
Lineage: Eukaryota; Metazoa; Chordata; Mammalia; Rodentia; Bathyergidae
Gene: St3gal2
Product: ST3 beta-galactoside alpha-2,3-sialyltransferase 2
Exons: 6
Coding region: 1138-2190 (350 amino acids)
Molecular function (GO): beta-galactoside (CMP) alpha-2,3-sialyltransferase activity
Source: RefSeq, a predicted model, not a curated record
GAGUCACGCCGAGCAUGCUCUCUUUGGGUGGCUAGAGGGGAGAGCCCUUUCUUUUGUCCACCCUUUGAUUAAGUGGGCCUUUGCUGCUGCUGGCUUUGUCCCCUCUGGGAUUUGGGGCGGGGUUGGAGAGCCUGUGUAUGUGUGAUUUAUCUGCACAUUCUUUUUCCUCUCUGCAAUUCCAGGGUCAUGCUGCGGCAGCCUGGCGCCUGACAAGUGAGGGGGAACCUGCCAGGAGAUUACCGCUAGUGCAAGCUUCGGCAGGACAGACUGGCCUCGGGGGAGCGGGGAUGGGCAGAGCAGCUCCAGGCAGGGGGCCUGGGCCCUGGUGGGAAGGGCUCCGCACGCUGUGAUGACCCAGGUGGCUUGGAUGCAGUCCUCCAUGAGCAGCAGCUGUUCCUGGCCCCAGAGGACCCCACAGCAGAAGUAGGUGCUUCCUGAUCCCCUGCACCACAGCAGCUGGGAAUGUGAGCACCAGGAGAAGAGAGCAGCACUUGGAUGGGUCGCAGUGGGGCAGAAGCCAGCAGCAGGAGAUCUUGGGCUCUGCAGCCGUUUCCUGAUGCCCACAGAGCUGCGGUUUUCCUUCUGUCACUGUUGGAGCCUGUCUCCCCUCCCCUGGCAGCCAGGGUGGGAAGGGCUGUUGCGUGGAAUGCAGCCCCCUGAAGCCAUGUGUGCUCCGUUGUGAUCAGAGUUCAGGGCUUUCCCGCUGUGGGGCUGCCUCGGCGUCUGCUCAUGAGCCACAAGGACCCCGACUGCUCCAGACUGGACCUUUUCAAGCCACCAAAGAGGGGAACCUCUGGAGCUGGCGGCCAGCAAUCCCAAGGGACUAGAGGGCUGGCAUGGACUGAACUCCCCCUCACCAGGGUGGCUGGAGAGUCAGAGGCUUUGUGGCCCAGCUAGUGGCAGAGAAACCGGAUGAAGCCCUAAGCAGGGGCUGAAGUGGCUCAGGGACAGGGGAGCUACUCCUGCCAACGAGCUUUCUCCUCAGAGGGAGGAGGGCUUGCUUAGGGUCCCCUGCCACAGCACGUGCCCCUAUGCCCUUGGCACAUACUGCCACAACAGGCAGGCUGCGCCGUGGCCAGCCCCUCAGUGGACUGGGAAAGGAGUGGCCACGGUGACAGCCCCCUGCACACCAGCACCAUGAAGUGUUCCCUGCGGGUGUGGUUCCUCUCGGUGGCCUUCUUGCUGGUGUUCAUCAUGUCCCUGCUCUUCACCUACUCGCACCAUAGCAUGGCCACCUUGCCCUACCUGGACUCUGGGGCCCUGGGUGGGACACACCGGGUAAAGCUGGUGCCUGGCUACGCUGGCCUGCAGCGCCUGAGCAAGGAGGGGCUCUCGGGCAAGAGCUGCACCUGCCGCCGCUGCAUGGGUGACGCCGGUGCCUCCGAUUGGUUCGACAGCCACUUUGACAACAACAUCUCCCCCGUCUGGACGCGAGAGAACAUGGAUCUCCCUCCAGAUGUCCAGAGGUGGUGGAUGAUGUUGCAGCCCCAGUUCAAGUCGCACAACACCAACGAGGUGCUGGAGAAGUUGUUCCAGAUUGUGCCAGGCGAGAACCCCUACCGCUUCCGCGACCCCCGGCAGUGCCGGCGCUGUGCCGUGGUGGGGAACUCGGGUAACCUGCGGGGCUCUGGCUACGGGCAGGACGUGGAUGGGCACAACUUCAUCAUGAGGAUGAAUCAGGCGCCAACCGUGGGCUUUGAGCAAGAUGUGGGCAGCCGGACUACCCACCAUUUCAUGUACCCCGAGAGUGCCAAGAAUCUGCCCGCCAAUGUCAGCUUUGUGUUGGUGCCCUUCAAGGCCCUGGACCUGCUGUGGAUUGCUAGCGCCCUGUCCACCGGGCAGAUCCGAUUCACCUAUGCGCCAGUGAAGUCCUUCCUUCGAGUGGACAAAGAGAAGGUCCAGAUCUACAACCCCGCCUUCUUCAAGUACAUCCACGACAGGUGGACGGAGCACCACGGGCGGUACCCUUCCACGGGGAUGCUGGUGCUCUUCUUUGCCCUGCAUGUGUGUGAUGAGGUGAACGUGUACGGCUUCGGAGCCGAUAGCCGCGGCAACUGGCACCACUACUGGGAGAAUAACAGGUAUGCGGGCGAGUUCCGGAAGACGGGCGUGCACGACGCAGACUUCGAGGCCCACAUCAUCGACAUGUUGGCCAAGGCCAGCAAGAUCGAGGUCUACCGAGGUAACUGAGCUGGGUUCUCUGCGACCCUUCCAGCCCAGCAGCGCUGCUUAGGGAACAGGUCCGGCCCUGGGCGUCGCCAGGCAAUCAGGAACCCUCCGGCGCGGCCUGGGCCAAUCACGCUGCAAUCCAGGGAACGCCUGCUCUCCGUCAAUCAAGUCUGAGGGCCGGCUAGGUCCUGGCACCAAUCAACGCUUCAGUCGGGCGGAGCUUGUUUUUCCUAGCCAAUCAUGCGACUCAAGGAGAACUUCCUGCUCUGGACCCGCCUCUUCCAAUCAAUGGCCUUGGGAGGCGGGCCAGCGGCCGGUCUAUCCCCGUCCCUUCUGCUUUUGAUAGUUUUGUUUUCGCUUUUUUAAAAUGUAGAGGCUGCUUGGGCCUCGAUUGAGAACUUUUCUCAGGCUCGAGAAGCGGAGUGUCUUGGCCGCUGGCCAGCUGGUUCCACCCGGGGGAAGGAGGGGACGGGGUGGUGGCGGGCCGGGGAGCCGAUGUCCCUAGAGCCGGGAGCGGCGGCGGCUGCUCUUCCCGCGUCCUCCGGCCGGCUGGGCGAGUGCAGAGCCACCAACGAGCGCGGCCUCCACCGGGCGUUUCUGCCGUGGGGCGACCUGGCCGGCGCCCACCUCUGUAACGGGUGUCAGGAACGGGGCGGGGGAGCCGGAAGCCUGUCGGUGACCCGUUAGGUGCUGCUCACGCGUGCCCUGUCCCCAACACCUUAGGCCGAGGCCCCUCACGGUCCUACUUGUUGCUCUGGGAAAACAAUCAGAAAGCUGCCUAGGUUUGGGGCCCUGCUUCUCUGCCUGCCCCCCUCCCUCUCUCACACUGUCACACACACACGCGCGCGCGUCGGGCUGGCCCUAGGGAGAGCUGCACGCUGGAAAGGAGGCCGGAGUAGAGCGCAGCUGGCCGUGCAUGCACCUUCUUCCUUCACCCGUCACCCCAGGGUGCGAUUUGCUUUGGGCUCUUUCUCUGGUUCCCCGCUCCGGCGCUGCCUUAUAGACAGUGCCCCUCCCGCCUCCCAGCCCAGUUUCCAGUCUGUAAGGAUGGGAGGCGAACACCAGGGGUUCUGACUGAAAGUCAGCCUAAGGCCUCAGAGCUGCUGCUGAUGUCCUCACCUUCAAGGUUGUGAAAUGUAGUCGGAAAGGGCUUCCGUGAAGCUCCCAAAUCAGGGAAAGGAGCCUCCUUCCUUCCUGGCAGUGUCCUUUUCAGAGGUGGGGACAGUCACCCAUGGGACAGCUAGGGGAGCAGUGGGCAGGGCGUGGGCGCCCCUUAGCAGUCGUUAAGGAAAACUUGGUUUGCAUCUUUGCCUUCCCAGUCUCCGAAGCGUGCUGGUUCCCCGCAGGUCCUUUCUCAGGUCCCGCCAGCCCUUCUUGCCAUUCUCAUCUCAGUGCUUCCACAAGAGGCUGUUUUGAGUGUUGAGAAGAUGAUAAACAAUGCAAUUAUGCCAAACAGUAUUGAGCAGAAUAAUUUAUUUCUUUUUUGUUUCUUUCUCUUUUGUUUAAACCAUUAAUCCCCAUCCUGGAAGAGGUAGGUCCCAGCACUCAGCCCAGAUCACCUUUUCUGCAAUAGUUAUUUAAACAUUUUUUAUUCUUUCCCCUUUCUUUCGGAAUUAAAAAAAAUGAGAAACAAAAAACCUAGAGCUGUUUGUUGUGAAAUGUGUCCAAUCACCAAAGGUGUAGCUGAGAAUCCCAGCUGCUGUGACCUGUAAUGGCUAAAAUGCUAGAGGGGUCGGGAGGGGAGCAGAACAACUCCCAGAUACUUUCCUCUUAAAACUGACAAGCCUGGCUUCCUGAACUGCACUCUGAAGUGCCCCACACACCAAAUCUCCUGGACUGUGAGGAUUUGGGUUAAAAAUCAACUCAUUGGCUGGGUAUGGUUGCACACACCUGCAACCCCAGCAUUCUGGAAGGCUGAGACAGGAACAUUUCAAGUUCCAGGCCAGC